ACUGCGUUUUGCAAGCUACGGGUAGACGUCUUGAUUGGAUCAAAUUAUUCCACACUUUUUCUUUGUGUUUGUAUGAUUCCAUUGCGCCACAGACAGAAGGACCGCUUUCCCUCCAGUGCGUAAGUGAACCACAUUUUUUGGUGAUCUAUUGAGUGGAGGCAAGUUCAUUUUUGACCUAACUUCUGAGUUCUUGGAUUACUUGGUGGGGGGCCAAGGGACCUGGCAAUGGGAGCGUGCCUUUGCUGUGCCUCGUACAUUUUUACAGCCUGGUGCCAAGGGACAACAACAACAUGGGAAGCGGUAGUAGUCGUGGAAAGAAGGUUGCACCUGGGAGUGUCAACGAGAUAAACGCAUUCAAAGGAGAUGACAACACAGUCCAUGUUUCGAAAGAGGAAAGUCACUUGUUCAAACCAUUGAAUAUACACAAAUUGACGAACUUCAAUCAGUCACGAAACAUAACGCAACAACUGGACUGCCACAGUGAAGGACACGACUCGGAAUUUUCAGCAGAGGAUGAUGACGUUGAUAUGGAACUGGACCGGGUUCUAGAGGAAUAUGACAAUCGGGAAUUGCGUUCCAAAAGGAAAACUUUUGAAAAGACGCUUUUAAUCGGGUCAGACACGUAUGGAUUCUGUAAUUCCAAACGGGUCCACAAUGAAAGCGAUUUCAAUUCAACCCCUCACUUGCAGAGUUCUGAGUUGUCGGAAGGGACGGGGGCACAUUGUCCUUAUAACGGUUCUGUAGGAGUCAUCAACAAGGGCAAGCAUGUCUUUCACCACAUUUCCAAAGAUACACACAUUCAGUUCCCAAGCGCCACUCAGGAAAAUGACUUCUUGACAAAGGGAACUUGGGUGGAAUCAGUGCCUCGCUCAGAAUCAGACUCAGUCCCUGAUGAUAGCCAUGGCCCCUCUCUUUCCACGCCCGUUGUCCUGUAUGAUGGAUCAGAAGUGGACCUGAUGGAGACCAUAGAGAGAGAGUUUAGUUGACCCCACAGGAGAGACUGGUGGCAACCUGCUCACAUUUCCUGCAUUCACUUUUGGAGAAGCACAUUGCUCAUUUUAAAGAUGUACUAUAUUGCUCAAAUUCUAAUAGUUUGCUUAAUUUCAGUUUAUGUGUCAAAACAAGCAAGUUUAGUGUAAGGAAUCAUUGUACCGUCUAAAUCGCUGUGAAAUAUAUUUACGAUAACCAAAAAUAUAGUAUUUUCAGCUGUUUGAAGCUGGUGUACAAAACCGCAAGAAAAAUAUGCAAAAACUGGGAAGCAUAGAAGCAUAGAAUUGGAGCACAUAGAACAGAUCUACCACUCCUUAGACUUGCUUCCCGAUGACAAUAACAGAUCUACAAUAACAGAUCUACACAUUUCUAUGUGAAUUUGGUCGGGUCCCCCCAAAAUGCAGGACAACUUUUGAACCAAGGAGUUGUUGUUUUUUUGUUAUGAAUUGAUGAUAGGUGCUGUAGCAGUCAGUUGAAAAACAAUACUGCAUUUGCAGCACCAUGCAGGGCACCCACCGUCAACUAAUUUACUAAACUAUGAAUUUUCUCCAUGGUUAUGUCUCUCAAUGGCUAAUAGACAGAACCAUCAAUUUACAUGUGGAAUUCAACAUCAAAUCGGACCACAAAAAUGCUGAGGGAACAAUUCUUUCCACGGUCUUAUAAAUAUUUGUCAUUGAGCAAUGUACUUGUGGUUUUGUAUUCUUACUGUUGCAUAACUUUAGAAUAAAAGAGCUGAAGGAUGUUGCACUCAUUUCCACAAGGCUUAUGGGCAUGCUAUACUAGUAGAAGGAAAGUCAUAUUUCUGCAAUAUAACAACAAUUUGCAUGUCUGCCUGCCUGUUACAAAAUAACCCGGUUAGCAAUAUGCAACAUUUAUUACGCUAUUGCUUCGCUUCAUCUAUUGCACAGUUAGUUCGGAUAUGAUAUAUUAUUGUGACAGGAAAUAACAGAUUUGCAUGCAAAUCUCUUGGAUAUUGGUGGCGCUCCGCCCCACCUGCCUCACGUGAUGGAUCGGCAGCAGGGUUUUAGAGGAGCUCGAUGUGGCCCCUUUUUUGGCAACUCACUUUCCACUGAAAGAGAGAAAUCCAGUCACAGAUCUUCAGUUCUACUACCCCACUGUGGUGAGAUACUGGAAUUGCAUCUGCACACAUAUCCAUUUACACACAAUAUAUUGAAUUGGAACAGUGAUAUAUGUGUUGAAUUUCGCUAUGUCCCAUCCACAAUGUGAUAUUUCAAUAGUGGCUUCAUUUCAGAUUGUGACAUUCACUCCCUCAAUGGUUGAGGUUUGCAAUGUAAUAUUUCGUAGUAAAUGAUGGCCAACAGGAUGUACUAAAUACUCUUUAUUACAUCUGUCCUCUUGUAUUUCAAUCUGCGUAUAUGUUCUAAUAAUGAAAAUGAACAUUUUACAACACAGAUUUACAUAGUCCAUAAAUCCCAAGUAGGAUGAACUUCCGAGUGGUGCAGCUCUCUAAGGCACUGCAUCUCAGUGCUAGAAGCAUCACUACAGUCCCUGGUUUGAUUCCAGGCUGUAUCACAACCAGCUGUGAUUGGGAGUGCCAUAGGGCGGUGCACAAUUGGCCCAGCAUCGUUAGGGUUUGGCCGGGGUAGGCCGUCAUUGUAAAUAAGAAUUUGUUCUUAACUGACUUGCCUAGUUAAACAAAACAUUUAAAUGAUUUAUUAUACCUCACAUGGAACGAUUUGAAUAAAUAAAUAAACUAGCUAUGGCUAUUA
Molecule: messenger RNA, 2720 nt
Organism: Oncorhynchus gorbuscha (pink salmon)
Lineage: Eukaryota; Metazoa; Chordata; Actinopteri; Salmoniformes; Salmonidae
Exons: 3
Coding region: 291-986 (231 amino acids)
Source: RefSeq, a predicted model, not a curated record